AUGAAAGAUAUUUCCCUACACGGUGACGCACGAAUGGAGUAUCUCGGAGUUCCACAGGAAGCCGAACAUCAUACGUUUUAUCUGAGUUCAUGUGAAUCUACCGCUGGUAUCGAUGCACAUGAUUCAAAUAUUUCCUCGAGAUGCUCGUCGCUAUCAUCAUCAUCGUCAAUGAAUAUUGCCCGACCGACCGCUCGAUCGCCAGUACACACGAACGUCUUUCUGAAUGUUCUCAAACGUCUACACUGUAUAACACUUCGUGGUAAAAAACACCGCCGAUAUCGAUCGUUGUCAACGUCGUUACAUCUCUUCUUCAAGAAACAUCACAAAUCGUCGAUUGAUUUCCGUCAAUCAACCAUCGAACUUUGUAAAUCACCAUCUAGUCCACAAUUUCCAACAAUCAAUGUAGAUAAUGAAAAUGAACUCAUACGAUCAAAGACGCCCUUUCAUAGCUGUCAACAAAUCCAUCAUACCGGUGCAAAUGAAGAUAUACAUUUUAAUAGUAAAACCCAGAAUCUUCGCCCACGAAGAUCAUUCUUACAACGGCUGAGACGUUCGGAUAAGACAGUUAGCGAAGAUAAUAACACGAAUACGUUAAGUUCAGUCGAUUUAGCGCUUACGCCACAACUUCUUCCUACUCUGUUAAUCACAGAAUCAACUUCAUUGGUAACGCCAGUUCAACAACUAACGUCUUUUGAUUACACCCGUGUAAGUCAUUAUUUUUUCUUGUUUUAUUCGAUCGGACCUAUUUUGAUUUAA
Messenger RNA from Adineta ricciae, 756 nucleotides. Lineage: Eukaryota; Metazoa; Rotifera; Eurotatoria; Adinetida; Adinetidae. The record is from the annotation of a GenBank genome assembly.